AAUUGGUUUGAUUGAGGAAAAUCAGAAAAUGGAGGAUUGGUCUGCGCGCAUGCGUAUACGAUUUUACUACUCCCAGACGGAAAGUGAGACAGUAACAACGAGUCGACUGCAUGUCAGUGGCGCAUUGUUUAAUGAGUAACAACUGUAACACAGUCCUUUUAGAAGCUUCACAACUAAGGCGAGUUAUCCGAUCUACCUUCGGUACAAUUCAAGAUGUUUGGCUUUCAUAAGCCGAAAAUGUACAGAAGCCUGGACGGCUGUUGUAUCUGCAGGGCGAAGUCUUCCAGCUCGCGCUUCACGGACAGUAAGCGUUACGAGAAGGACUUUCAGAGCUGCUUUGGCCUGUGCGAGACCCGCUCUGGCGAAAUCUGCAACGCUUGUGUUCUCCUGGUGAAACGUUGGAAAAAGUUGCCGGCAGGUUCCAAGAAGAACUGGAAUCAUGUGGUUGAUGCUCGAGGCGGGCCGAGCCUGAAGACGACGAUCAAGUCCAAAAAGGUCAAGUCCGCCUCCCGGAGAGCGCGGCCAAGCCAGAUCAGUCGAGUCCAGAAAGAGCUCAAGAGACACAACUCUGAUGCACACAGCACCACUUCAAGUGCGAGUCCGGCCCAGUCACCAAGUUACAGCAAUCAGUCAGAUGAAGGCUCAGAUUCUGAGAUGGCACCCGGUUCCGGACGCUCUCCCGUAUUUUCUUUCUUGGAUCUCACCUAUUGGAAAAGGCAAAAAGUUUGCUGCGGCAUCAUCUACAAAGGUCGCUUUGGCGAAGUCCUGAUCGACCCCCACCUCUACAAACCCUGCUGUCAGAAGAAACAGCAGGAACAGGAACAUGAGGAGGAGGAGGAGGAGGAGGAAGAAGAAGAGGAAGAGGAAGCUCAGACCAGCCAGGAGAUGAGGAGAAGCCCAGCACCUCAGACCUUCCCCUCCCCUCCCCCCUUCCCCUCCCCUCCCCCAGUCAAAGAGGAAGAGGAAGAAGAGGAGGAGGAGUGGUAAGGCCACUCACAGGGUCACACACGCACACACACACACACACACUCACACACACACAGGGAACUGACGCAGCAUUCGAAAGGAGGCCUUGGAGAGCUCAGGAUUUGAUUUCCUCAGGCCCUCUGUAGAGUCCUGUCAGAUUGCCUUCAAUUUCAAGAGCAGCUGGAACUUUUUUUGUUUGUCUGUUUGAGUUUUGCUUUGUUUUUGUUUGUUUUCCCGUAUACUGAGUGUUUUCUUAUUUCUGUGUUCAUUUCAGAGGAGGAGAUUAUUCUUUGUGUAACUUAUGGACUAUUGAGAUUUGUGUGUGUGUGUGUGUUUUUUUUUUCUUUUUUUUUUCUUUUUUUUAACCCCUUCCUCUAUCCUUUCCAUUGUAUUCUCCGAUACUUAGAGCCUUGUUAUUUUCCACUUAUUUGUCCAUAUAAAAUGCUGGAUCUACAUAAACUGCAGAUGAGGAGAAAAAAAAUUAAAACUCUACCUUUGACUUCCAGGAUAGAGCCAUAGCCUAGAACACAGCCUUGAACCCACUGUUUGCCUUUUCCAUGUAGAGACACACUCAUGUACACAUUCUCUCUACACAUGUACAAACACAAGUGCACACGUACAGUCACUCUCCUUUGCUAAUACACACACACACACACACACACACACACACACACACACACACACACACACACACACACACACACACACACACACACACAUACAUAGAUGUGCACACAGUCACAAACCAUUAUAAAAUACACACAGGCACGCAGUCCUGUAACACACAUAAACACACACAAGCCUAAACAUGAAGGCUAACAAUGAUAAACCAGCCUUGAAACACGCCAAUAGUAGUGUUGUAAUUAUAGUUUGUUGGCAAACACUACAUCAUUGGUGGUUAUUGUUGCACGAAACAAAGGAAUGGUAACUAGUUUGGUUUAAAAAAAGAGAUAAUGUAAGGUAAACCAAACAAACCGAAAGAAAGGUAUUUGGAAAGCAGUAAGGGAACUGGCGAGCAUUGAUGGAAGUCCAAGUUGUGUGUGAAAAAAAGUGCUGAUCUGGUAACAGUUUUUUUGUUCCACUAAACAACCAAGCAAGGAAUGUAAACUGAUUCCUGGUCAGUCUUUGAAUUGCUUUGGUGUAACACUGGGCAUGGCCAACCAAAAUUUCUUCCUGGGCUGUCUCCUCCUGAGAUGGAUCUGUAUUGAUAUGCGCUUACUAUCGGUUGUCUUUAGGUUAAAAAAAAUGCUCAUCUGUUUCAGUGAAGUAAUGUCAGUGCUAAAGGUUAGAGAGUCUGGCUAGGGGACUUUAAAAACACUGUAUUGUGCAUGGACAGUAAGCUAUCCUUAUGUCAGAUUAACCCUGCAUUGCAUGCAUUUGAUAUUGCAUGGCCUUCAAAGAAAAAUUCCAAACAUUUUUAUUUUUCAUUUGCUAUAUUUGGGCGUGAUUUAAUACAGCCAAUAUAUAUAUUUUUGUAGAUAAAUGUUAAAAGAGAAAAAAAAGAUUUUUUGUUUGUUUGUUGGGUCACAGAAACAUUCACUGCAAUACAAGGUAUUUGAUGUCAAAACUUCACUCAUGAAAAGUGAUGUUGACCAAUGGGCAUAUACGAAGGUGGGGGAAUCCUAAUUGCCUGAACAAAUUUGCAACCAUCAUGUCAUUCUCCAUUUUUAUCAAACCAGUACAACUUUAUUUAUUUUCCUCUUGUAUUAUACACUUGUGCACAAAAUAUUUCUUGGACGCCAAUGUCGUCACUCACAAAUCAAUGUGGAUUUCUGUGUUUAAUUAUUUCUCGCUUUUUGACAUUAGUCUAGCAAUAGAAGUGUUUCCAUGUUCUAGAAUCUAGAGACAUACUCUUAGGAUAACAAAAUUUAGCAUUUGUUGAUGCACAAUAUUGUUUGGCUCACCCAUCCACUUUGUUCCUCGAUAGUAUUUUUCUUAGAUGUCAUUUGAAGUCUUCAUUACCAGGAGAGGAUUCAGUACAUUUUAGCAUUUAAUAUUUGUAAUUUGAACCAAGCAUUAGUGUUCCAAAUGGUUCAUUGGGUGGACACAACAUGCACUCAUAGACCGUAAUACACAUGCCAAAAAUUCAGGAAUCAUUGUCAAAGCACAUUUUCAUGGACUCUUCAUACCGUAACACCCCCUCCCACAAACCCAAACACACACACACACACACACACACACACACACAUCCUCAAGGGGGUCUGAGCUGUGAGCACAGGCAGCUACAUGGUAUUCAGUACUGAAUGAACGAACGCCUCGUUCCAGGGAAUGAAAGCUUUACUCUAUGAAUGUCGCAGUCCUUCUCUUCUGUCCAGUCCACCUCUUCCCACUUUUCUUUUCCUGUUAAAGAGUUGCAUAUGGACACUAAAAAAAGUGAUGGAUUCUCUCAUGUGGUGUUUUCCCUCUUCAACAGUAUGACGUUUCUCAGAGCCGACGGUUUGUGAAAUAGUUUACAUGGGCUGGUGUGAAAUGAUUUGACUCUUCUUGUUAUUUAUUUUAUAUUUAUUUUUGCAUCACUUAUUUUUUCUCUCCUGUGGACUGUUUUUACUGUCUGAGAAAUGCCCUCACCACUCCUGGUUUCCGGGUGAGGGACAUUUUUUCUGUUUUGAAAAAUGAAAGCGGCAAAACACUGCUUUAAUAUGAGUGUCAUGCGUUCACACAAUUUUGUGUGAAUUGUAUCAAAAUUAAGCUAUUGUAAAACAAGAAUGCAUAAAUCUGACAAAUUCUGUAUAUGAUGUCUGUCUUUGCUCUGCUUCUUUAUUUUUGUCUAUGCUCAGCGCUAAUCUGCUGUUUUUUUCAGUAGCUAGUCUUAGCUGUUAGUCCUACAGGCAUGUAUGGUAGCUAUGCACUUUGUAUUUACCUUAGUAGAAAUAUAUGAGCUAAGUUUUGUAUUUUUUUAUAUAUUGUACUUUUUACCUGUUCUUCAAUAAAUGUAGUU
This is a messenger RNA of Engraulis encrasicolus (European anchovy), 3904 nucleotides long. It is a transcript of the gene sinhcaf, whose product is annotated as SIN3-HDAC complex associated factor. Gene Ontology annotation, cellular component: Sin3-type complex. Gene Ontology annotation, biological process: negative regulation of cell migration. The transcript is spliced from 6 exons. NCBI's taxonomy places the organism in Eukaryota, Metazoa, Chordata, Actinopteri, Clupeiformes, Engraulidae. The record is from RefSeq and is a predicted model, not a curated record. Bases 214 to 987 code for a protein of 257 amino acids.